GCAAUAACUGAAGGACGGUGAUCACAUCAGCAUCCUGUCUUCAGACAUAUUUGUGUCCAGCAGCCAGCUAAAGAGAGAUAGAGAGAGGUGUUGAAAUGCUGAUGGCUUUAAGUUAUGGUAGUCAGUCUAGUCUGCUUCCACAGCAGUACCCUCCCCCUCUACUGCCAAAACCAGGGCGAGACAAUGCCCGUCUGCAGAAACUCCUGAAGAAAAGUGGCAAAAAGAAAGUCAGCUCAUCCUCUCAGACACCUAUCCCAUUCCGGUCAAACCUGUCACCAGUAAAUGAGGCCAGCCCUGACCUUGAGCACAGUGACCACUCCACGCCUCCAAGGACUCCAGAAACCCCUCUCUUUAGCAGGACCCUCGAGUCUCGAUAUUCCUCCAGCAGCCCUUUCUGCCAUCACUCCCCCUCCCCACACUUUUACCCCACCAACAGCUCACACUACCGUUCCACGCCGACACUGUCACCACAGUCUUAUUCUUACCCUGCCAGAUCACUGGAGCACCAGAUAGCACCUCUAUACACAUGCUCAUCAAUCCUUUUUGACGAUGACUCCGAGCAGGCCACAGACGCAGAGCCAGAUUCAUCUUUUGAGAUAGCCUUCAGUCAAACACUUCAGUCCAGUUCCUCAAGAGUAAGGAGGACACAUGGCACAUUCGGCAAACAACAGACCUAUCAAGCCUCAGUGCAAAUACAACCCCCCCUCUUGGCACCGGUUCAACCUCCCGCUCCAUAUAUGACAUCAUCCAGUGCACCGGGUUCCCAGACACAGCCAUCAAUCUCUCAGGUUCCAGUGAGCCAAUCCAAUGUGGAAGGAUAUAAAAACGUUGCACCUGCACUCAUUACUCACACACCUCUCACAAAUAGUCACGUCAUGGAAACAGCUGGGUCACAAGUCAAGACUUCCACAAUGGAGAAAAAUGCUGCUUUUCCACAAACAACGAUUUAUACUCCAAAAACAUCAUUUUAUAAGAUAUCAAAGCCCCCUAUUGAAGAGUCCUGGGCUUGUGGUUCUGCUUUGCAGGGAGAAGCACCAUCUAUUGCAAAAAAUCCAGUGAUAGAUGUCAAACAAAAUUCAGGGACAAGGUAUGAAUUUCAAACGCCAACUUGUCAGAUGAAUUCACAUGUAAGCUCAGUAAGACCUGUUUUUGAAGCUUCUGCAGAUAAUCAACCCUUGUUUGCAUUCAACUCGGCAUUAUCUUCCAAAAUGGAGGCAAGAGUCUCCACAGAAAACCAUCAGGGACCCAUAUCUCAAAAUCAAUGGCUCCAACCUCCCUCACUGAUUAGUGUAAAAGCAGCUGAUCAUGACGAUGGCCUUAAAAAAAUGCCUGUGGAUAAACUAACAAAUUCCAUUCCAAAUGGUGUUGUGUUUGCCACAGGACUCAAAUCAUUAAUUUCUCAUGCCUAUUCUGAGGAAUGCUUGACACCAAAAAUUUCUAAAUGUGAAGUUUCCUUAUCUAAGACCCCUACCGAUACUAGUAAGUCAAGUUCUAGAGCAUGUGAGGUGCUUACAUCGCCAGUUAUACAGGAGUAUCCAAUGACUAAAACUGAAACUUCAGAAACCUGUAUAAUGACACCAGCCAAGUCUGUUCCAACAGAUGCACGUCAGGAAACAUCCAUGCCUACCCCUUCCCGUAACUACCAAACACCCAGUACUCCAGUAUAUUGGUCACCAAGACCACCAGCACGGUUUGUGGGCCACCAGAAGCCACUGAAAAAUGAUAUUAACGUCUCAAAACGAAAAUCAACAUACUAUGGUUUGACACCUGCUGAAUAUAUUGCUUAUGGUGGAAUCAAGAUGAAUUCAUAUGGUGAUCAAUCUGUGUAUAAGCCUGAAGUACCAGAAGAUAUUAAAAACAUGACAUAUGAGAACUGUAUGUCCAAAACUCCAACCAAGACAUCUCAAGAAAGGCUUAGCAUUAUAUCUGAUUUCAAUGGAGAGAAAUCCUUGGCAGAUUUAGAGGCUUUAAAAACUUCAGUGGCUGCACUGCCCUUGCAAAUCGCGAUGACAAACCAAGCAAGUACUACGGUACUAGAAACUGGCAAAACUGAAAUCGAAACCAUCAAUAAUCCCACUUUGGAAAUAGCAGAUCCAAGUAUAAAGAAGCGAGAGACAAUCCCUGGAGUACAACCAAGGCCUCUAUCUUUAAAUCCUGAAGAUGCAAUGUACCAUGGGCUUCAAAUUACACCUUUAAGAUCAAUUGUAAACCCCACUGCUGUAGCAGAGGCACCUAGACAACUAAAUUCAGGAUCUACAGACAUCCCCACACCUCCUUUUGCAGCAGAGGGGAAAAAAAUGCCAACUUACCCUUUUCCCCAGGGCCAAUUAAAUAUUCAGAACUCAAAUAUAACCGGAUUGUUAACAAAAAAUCUAUUGUCAGUUCAAAAUAUCCCACUGCAAACAGUGCAGUCAGAGACUGCACACAGAUUUAUAUAUCCAACAGAAAGUUUUAAUUCUGCAUCAGAUAAAAUGAUGCAGUCACACGUUUCUGCAAAUCAAGAGCAGAAAACCUUGCCAUGUUUACCCAAAAGUUCUUUAGGAACUGUCUGCGAUUCUUCUACUGCCAUCAUUACAGGCACUCGACACCACAAUAUCAUAAACACCAACAAUGAAGGUUUCACUGUAAAUAAAAUCACAACAAACUCAACCAAUAUCACAGACUCUGGAGUGCCAUCUACACACACCACAAGUUCCAUUAAAGUCCCUCCAGAUAUUAAAUGUGCAGCCCUCUUAAAGCCAGAGGAAACUAAAUCUGCUCAAUCAAGGUUAGGUUCAUCUAUCUUUACAGACUCAUCGAAGACAGAAAUAACCAGAAAUGAAGACUCAGAUAAGUCUUUUGCAGCCAACCCUGUAGUUUUUCCCAAAUUAGAUAUAUUUAAUCGUCCAAGGCUCCCUAAAACAGAUAUAUUUAAUACUAAAAGUCCCUCUAAAACUGAGCCAUCUCAACUUGAAAACACAUUUAAAUCAGAUGCAUCUAAUGCGGUAGUUCACUCCAAAUCAGGAGCAAAUAAAAGUGAAGUUUUAUUAAACCCAAAAUCAACACCUCCCUCCUUUAAAUCCAAAGACAAUAUGAUCCAAAACACAGAAGAAACCAAAGGUCAGCAGAUGCAGAAACAUGACAACAAUGUGAAAUCUAUUCCAAGCUCUCCAAACAAAAGAAAUACAUCAUCCAAAAUCCCCUCAGAUGAACAGGUAUUUUCACCAGCACCUUACUCUGAGGCUAAGGACAAAUCUUCUAAACAAGACGACAGCAAUGAAGACUUAUUACCCAUCAGUGGUGUUACAAAAUACCCAUUGAUAGAUUUGGAAUCAGACUUACAGGUCUCCAAUAAAACCAACACUGAUUCCAAAGCUGCAUUUAAAGUUAAAAUUGAAUCUAAAUCAAACGAUUCAACAACAUUACAAAGAAAUUCAAUCAAACCAUCAAAUAACAUACCCCAGGACACCAAAUUGAAUAUGGAUAGCGUGCAGUACAAAUCCGUAAAAUCUGACACUCAAAAGGCUUUACCGUGUUCAACUGUCAAGACUUUUUGCAAAGCUCCAAGUGCAGAAAAUAGUCUUGCUGCCAUGCUUCUCAAGGCCGCCAAAUCUCUACCACCCUCUUCAUCUGAGGAAAGCUGUGCUAAAUCCCAGACAGAAGCCAAAUCAUCGAAUAUGGAUGUAAAGGCACAGCAUAUAACUGCUCAGGACUCAAAAACUGAUCCCAUCACAGUUAAAGUGCUAAAGUCUGAUACCUCAAUACCUCAAAAGUGUUUAAAGGAUUCAUUAGCUGUAGCCACUGAAGAUGGCAAGUUUAGCAAAGCGACUCCCUCUGAACCAACACAAGAUGAUCAGAAGAGACUAAAUGAACCUAAGAGUGCUCAAAAACCCAAAGGCCUGAAGGCCAAAGUCAGUGGCUGGACAAAGCUGAAAAAGCACAUGGUUGUUGAACCUGAAGCCCCCAGUUUUCCAGAGCCUGAUGCAGCGCAAAAUGCUCAGAAAGCAGAUAUGAAAAUAAGUGGUAAAGGCAGGUCUGCAAGGGACAAAGAACAGUCAUCGGGUGGACAGGAUGUGGUCAAAAGGAAAGAUGAGCCCAAGGUAACAAAAAUGUGGGAUGCUGUACUUUUUCAUAUGUUUGCCACAAAGGAGAACAUAAUGAAGCAGAUACAUAGCAACAAAACCGAGGAAGAGCGGAAAAACAUGGAGAAGGACGGCCAGUUGGUCCCAUCCUUCGUCAACCGUCUGCCGAUCCUUCUCUACAGCCCGCGCUUCGAUGCCCGGAAGCUGAAAGAGGCAGCUGCGAAACCUCUCAACAAAAUAGCUACAGCCUUUGAAAGAGGGCUGCUGAAUCGCAAACAGAAAGGUGAAGAGCCAAAAGACUUUAACAGAACAGCCAAAGGAUUUGGUACAUCUACAGAAAUAAUGGAAGAUGUUUGAUUGAAUUUCAAAUGUACAGUGUAAAGUUGAUUUCAACUACAGAAUUAACCAAUUAUGUAGUAUUUUAGUGCUGUAAAUGUAAUUUCCGUUUUCUUCAUGAAAUCAACGACGAGACAAACAAACUAUCCGCUGUACUCUGCUCUGAGCAGUGCAGUAAGGGGCUGGUCAGCAGAAAUUGAGGCCUAGUCAUUCCUGCAGAGAGACAGCGACUGAUAGGUGCAGCUGUUCGGGAUGUGGCGAGUGAAAACGUAAUGAUGAGAACGAUCAAAAAAGGAAAGUGGCUCAGAGAGCAAUGUGGAUGGAUCCUGGGUUUAAGUUUGCUCACGUCAGCCAAGCUGGGUGUUGCGAGCAGACGUGUUUGGAAUGGAGAGUUUCAGAACGUGACGUCAUGAGCGGUGUCAAGAGCCCUGCUCAGAAUGAGAUAUGACAUGAUGGCAGUGCUGUUCAUUUCAAAAAGGUCAGCGGGAAAUCAGAAAAGUAUAGCUAGAACAUGAAGGAAAGACUUAAUGUAAAUCUUAAUAUGUUGAUCAUGAAAUAAGACCCUAAAAACUAGUUUCAGAUGUGCUCAUUUUUACUUAUCUUUUAAGUUAAAACCAUUUGAGUUUUGGAUGUUUUCUUACUGACACAUUUCUAGUGAAAUGUUGCAAGUGAUUUCAUGGAUUCAUUUGUAUGGAUUCACUUAUGGAUUCAUUUGUAGUUCAGUAUCACAAAUAAUCAUUAGACUGAUAGGUGAGACAGCAGGCAUGUGACAUUUACUGAAUACUACCCAGAGCUCCAAGAAAGAAGACACUUUAUAAGAUGAUAAUUUUGGCAGCCCUUGUACUUCAGGGAUCUUUGUUGCAAAAGGAGAGACCUGGCUAAAUAUUUCCUGAAUAAACACUACAAAUGGAACCAUCACAUAUAUUGAUUUAUUAUAGCGAGAAACUACUUACUAUAACAAUAUACUAUACAUUAUAACAAUUAAUCAUCAUACACACACUACUGUGUACACCCAGAAGGUAUUUUAAUAUUAGUGUGUUUGUUUCUGUAGAUUACCAGCGGUAUACAACCAAGCUAUUGUACAGCACAUUAUCAUACUUUAGUUACUCUAGUGAAGCAUGAAUUAUGUCUGUGUAGAAAUAAACAUGAUGAAUUUUUAUUUUGUUAUUUUGAAUAAAAAAAAUUUAAUAAAGAGAUUACAUUUCUUACUUGA
This is a messenger RNA of Pimephales promelas (fathead minnow), 5610 nucleotides long. The record is from RefSeq and is a predicted model, not a curated record. NCBI's taxonomy places the organism in Eukaryota, Metazoa, Chordata, Actinopteri, Cypriniformes, Leuciscidae.